This is a messenger RNA of Poecilia reticulata (guppy), 4258 nucleotides long. RefSeq names its product rapunzel 5 (gene rpz5). NCBI's taxonomy places the organism in Eukaryota, Metazoa, Chordata, Actinopteri, Cyprinodontiformes, Poeciliidae. The record is from RefSeq and is a predicted model, not a curated record.
AGUGUUUACAGGAUGUUAUCUGUGUCAGUCUCUGUGGAGUGGGUUCUGGUGGAAUGCUGGAACGGGAUGGAGGAGGAAUUUCAAAAGGAGGAGUGACGAGAGACAGGCACAGAGAGAGAGAGAGAGAGAGAGAGAGAGAGAGAGAGAGAGAGAGAGUAUAAAUAAAUCCCAAGGAAGCUGGUGCUCACAGGCGCAGCUGGACUUCUGGAUAACUGGACUGCAGCCCACUGGAGUAUUUAGCCAAAAAGGCACCAGCAAACUCUCUGGAUUUCUGAUUAGUUUUGGUUACUGUGACAAACUUAGAGAUGAAUAGUGUGGCAGACUGGCUCGUUGAAAACAGGGACAAGAUCGAGAAAGGCGUGGAGAUCAUGGGCCAAGCCUCCGAGGUGCUGGCCGCCACCGUGGGCCAGCUUCACCCCAUCCUGGAGGCCGUUUUCGUGGCUUCCGCCGAACUCCUCAGCAACCCGGACGGCAAGGAAGCUCGCUACCUGACUCAGCAGUUCGAAAAAGUCAACUCAAAACUGGAGGGGAUCCAAGACGAGAUCGACAAACUCGCCCUGGAGCUGCAGAAAACGUCCAUGAACAAGCAGAACUUUGACCGGGAGGCGCAGAUUAUAAGUCAGUACGAAAAGUUUCAGGACUUUGUCAACGCCAAGCCGAAGUUCAGGGAGAAGAAGAAGGAGAAGUUCCUGAGCCAUUACGAGAACACGGACGGCGACCUGAACUUGGACGCCCUCUACAACGCCGUCAAGGGCGAGAACACGUCAGGAGACCCCAUGCUGGACACGGUGCUCUCCACCGAGCAGCGGGGCAGGAGGGCGGUCGAGGAUUUCUGCGCUCGGCUGAAGAAGCUGUUCGUGGUGGGCAUCAUCGCCGUCAUGGGCCACGCUGCGCUCAAGGAGGGAAUCGUCGGUGAGGAGAUGGUGAAGAAGUGGCAAGACCGAAUGGAGGACGUGGAGAAACGCAUGAAAGCGGCCGUGGACGACUGCACCGAGAACUUCGCCACGCAGGCCAAGACAGACUUGGAGCACCAGCUCCAGGACAACCCCGGCACCGUCGACACCGAGUUCGCCAAAUCCCUCCUGGAGUCGCUGGUUAAAAAGUACGACUGGGUGAGCUGGUCCAUCCGGGCCUUCGGAGACCGAGAGCGCAUUUUCUUCUUCAACUGGCUGGCGGGAAAGAAGUACCACGGCAGCGGCGGAGCCAACUGGUUUGACAUUCUGACCAAGAGCAAGAUCAAGGUGGUGGUGUCGUUCUGCGUCGACCCGCAGCCCAUCAACAAGAGUCAGAUCCAGGAGCAGAUCGAGCAGCAGAAGCUGAAGGGCAACAUGAUGGCGGUGGCUUUGUCUUUGAACAAGACCUUCCCCAACUGCCUGGUCCACGCCGUGAGCCACUACAAGGCCGUGGUGGAGACCAACAACUUCAAGGAGGACUGCUACUACUACGGGAAACACAAACGGGCCUACCUGUGCAUCCAUCCAGAGUAGACGUCCAGGACGAGGACGCACUCAGAGGACAGACUUUAGGACAUCUAGUCUGUAUGGAUCUGUAUCUUAUGGUGUAUAAUCUGCUUUGGGGACUGCUUCGUGAUUCCUUGUCUCGCAGAACUUCCUACUUCUUCUCAAUGUUUUCUCUUACGCAAAUUAUGGUUUUUAUAGAAAAUUUCAGAGCCGGUUUUCUGCAUUCAUGUCGUUUGAGUCGACAUUAAGCAGAAAACUCGAUAUCUACCAGAGUUUCACCUUUUAUUCAGACUCACUCCACAAUGGACAUGCCUCCAACAGAUCCGUGGUUCAUUUAUGGCGUUAAUUCAUUUCUGUCAAGAGUUUGAAGCAACAUGUUGAACAUAACAGGUAAUUAAAGUCUGUCAAAAUGUUUUAAUUAUCAGCAGAACUGUGUUGAGAUUCUUUGAACAGAAGAAGGCAGCUUCUGUUUAGCGCUUACUGGGUUCAUUUGGUCUGUAACUCCAACGCUUUUAGAUGCAUCCCUGCUACUAAACGUCUGAAUUACUUCCUUAUUUUAAGCUUUGUAAAGGCCUGGUCAUUAACUAUUGGUCUGACCCAGAUGCUGGAGCAGGAAUGCACCCAAACGUUGAGACUUGAGGACUGGAGUUUCAGACACCUGGCUUAAAGGAAGGUACUGAAGCUAACGGCUAGUACAGGAAAAGCCAGAAAUCUGGUUCCAGGUUACAGAAAAGCUACUUUAGAAACAAUUUGGAUCAGGUUUGCUUCAGGAGGUCAGUGAUGUUGGUGUAAAAAUAAAAAAAUAUAGCAUUUCAAGACCCUUUUGCACUGAGAAUGUGAGUGCUAAAAAUGUUUCUUGCAAGUUUUUUAUUUUAUUUUAUUUUAUUUUUGUGAACGUUUUAUUUUUGAGUUGUUCUAAGAUUUAAAAUGUCCGCCCAGACUCAGACCUUGGACUUGCCCUUUAGCUUUAGCAUUAGCAUUAGCUUUAACGCAACAGAAAACCUGAAAUAACAAACCAACAACAUGACGCUCUGGCAGAAUUAUGAACUCAGAUCUAUCUGUUUAGGCAAAAUAAAUAAAAAAAAUGACAAUAAACAUAAAUAUCAUUUGCAGUUUAUCUUAUGUAGCAUCUUGCUACUUCCUGUUAAGCAUCAAAAAAUCAACUUUAAACCUGAAAAUGCAGACCAAACUGAAGCUGUAACAUCAGUUUGGGGUUUUUUCAGCAGCUUCAACGAGCCUCUGCCAUCUGAAAACCACAACUUAUUGUCUCUUUCAUGUAUUCAUAAGCUCUGAUGUUCUGGUCCGUCCAGUCUGAGUCUCAUUGUCAAUGUUUGUGUGAAAAUAAAAUCCACCUUCAUUAGAAAUAUUCAGAAUUUCCCUUUUACAGGAGAUCAGAUGUCUGGUUAAAAGCUCCAGAACAGGUGAGCCAUUAGUCUGAUAAUUAAGAUGAUUUAUUACAGCACAGAUAUGCAGAAUGUGAAGAAGUUAUCUUUUUUUAUGUUUGUUAAUGAUAUAUACAUAAAUGAUGCUUUUGGUGCAAUAUAUUAAAGCUGGACAAACCAAGUACAAUCAGAAUUAUAUGUAUAAUUCACUUUAAUUUGUAAUAAACAACAGAAUAAGGCAGUCUUUGUCAUCUGGUCAUCAUUAAUCUGAGAUUUAAUCCCAUUCUUGGGAUCUAAACCUCAUUAAAAACUUGAUUAUAUGUAAUUUGCUCCUUAAUUUUAGGCAUUAGCAGUAACGGGGCCAUUUUAUCAGCUAGGUUGAGGAGCAACACCCUUUUUUUCACCAGCCUCGCUGUCAGUGAGGCAGGGUGUGCCUCUUCCCUGUAACAUGAGAGCCACAUGACCAAUAGGAAGGCAAACAGGCUGGAGUUUAGAUUUCUUCCGCAAACUUUACGAGGUGAGUCCGAUUCUGGUCCAAAUCUUUCAUAGUGAAGAUAGAAAAAAGCUGCGACGGUUUGGUUGGAUUAUAAUCUGAUCGAUUCUUCCGAUCUGACUUCAUUCCAGUCUGUUGUUACAUAAUCGAGCCAUUUCCCCCAUUUCGGCGCAGUUCUUUCGCUUUAAGCGCAUAUUCCAUAAAAACGCAGCUCUAUAAGUUGAAUUUGGAUGAGUGAAGGAAAGAAUCUGCCGAAUGUUUCCAGUUUUAAUCUAAAUAUAAAAGUUUUCGGGGGUUUUUGGUGCCAGCUCAGUUUUUCCAGGAAGUGUCUGCUGGAACUUUUUCGCUCCUCGUUGCGCUGCGCAGAAACUCGCCGCAGAUCUGCCAACAUGCGCUGUUUGUUUGUUUCUCUGCGGGCCUUCUGCUGUAAAAUGAUCCAAUUAGAGGGCUUGUAGCGCGGACUGAUCGAUACGUUUUACAUUAAGAGGCUGCAUUAACAGGGGGUGGAGGGAUUUCCGCCGCAGUGGUCAGACUGGGCGGUGAACUGGGUAAACUGCUCUGACAGAAUGAAACCCGAACUGUGUGCUGCUCUCUAUGCUGCUCUCAUAAAUAUGUUUCUAAUCAGACGUUCCUGCUUUUAUCAAAAACUUUACACAUAUUUUCUGUUUAUGUCGAAGGAAAUGAGUUUUCUAUCUUUUUUCUUUACCCAGAUUUUCUCCAAAUGUUGUGAUGCUGCUCAAUAUUUCUUUAAGUUCUUUAAAGAUGUUUCUAUGAGUUUCGUUUUUUAUUUUUCUACAUUUUUAAAUAAAAAAGGCCAGAUAAAGGCCUGUCACAGUUUGCCAUGUCAGGGAUGUUUACAAGUUAAACCCAAAUCAAGUCUCAUGUCUUAAAACUGAAAUAAAUGUCAUCUAGUCUGGAAAUCA